Messenger RNA from Fonsecaea nubica, 1635 nucleotides. RefSeq lists its product as hypothetical. Gene Ontology annotation, biological process: UDP-glucose transmembrane transport. Gene Ontology annotation, cellular component: cis-Golgi network; Golgi apparatus; endoplasmic reticulum-Golgi intermediate compartment. The transcript has a single exon. Bases 1 to 1635 code for a protein of 544 amino acids. NCBI's taxonomy places the organism in Eukaryota, Fungi, Ascomycota, Eurotiomycetes, Chaetothyriales, Herpotrichiellaceae. The record is from RefSeq and is a predicted model, not a curated record. Gene Ontology annotation, molecular function: antiporter activity.
AUGGAUACCACAUCCUACGGUGACCACGAUUCAAGACCUUCCACCGUUCCGCCGACGACUCCUGCGGACAGGGAUCCUCUAUUCAUCAACCCUCGUCGUAAGUACAAACGGCGAGGUACUGGCUCCAUCUCCGACACGAAAAGCGAAGGCUCAGAAGAUGAGGCAGGUUCCUCCAUGUCAGAAUCAGAAGAACACGAGUUAGGGCUGUUGGACUCAGAUGUCGAUGUCGAUGAUGACGGAGAAAGCGGUUUGAACAAACAUGAAAGAGGCAAAUACAACAAAAGAAAGAGGCGGCGGCAGGGACUCGAUGCCAGAAUCGCGGGCACCACGGGUAUAUCCAAAGACGAGGCACGUGAGGCAGACAAGAAUGUCGUCCGCAACCUGGUCAUCAAUGGCGUCUUCAUUCUCCUGUGGUAUUUCUUCUCUCUGGCCAUAUCCAUUGUGAGUCUCUCUCGAAACAUCGGUGUCUGGAAGUGGCUGACCAGCGAGCAGUACAAUAAGAUGAUGUUCUCAUCCGACCAUCUCGAUUUCCACUUUCCGCUCUUCGCAACCUCGUUACACAUGGUUGUGCAAUUUAUCCUAGCCUCUUCUGUCCUUCUGAUAUUCCCUUCGCUACGGCCCUCUCAACCCCACUCGCCAGCAUUCGGGGACGACACACAACCCUCGAAACCACUGAUCACCCCUCUGUUCUAUAUCACCCGAUUGGUGCCCACGGGAACGACGACGUCUCUCGACAUCGGCCUAGGCAACACCUCUCUUCGCUUCAUCACCUUAACAUUCUACACCAUGUGUAAAUCCUCCGUCUUAAUCUUUGUCCUUGUGUUCGCGUUCCUCUUCCGCCUGGAAAAGCCGUCCCUCAAACUCAUCCUCAUUAUUCUCGCCAUGACCUUUGGCGUUCUCAUGAUGGUCGCCGGCGAAACAGCCUUUCAUGCUCUUGGCUUCGCGUUAGCCAUGUCGGCGUCCUUCUUUUCCGGCUUCCGGUGGGCUCUGACCCAGAUCCUACUCCUCCGUCAUCCUGCAACUUCUAAUCCAUUCGCCACGAUGUUUUUCAUCGCUCCUAUCAUGUUUGUCACGCUGUUCUUCAUCGCAUGCGUCUCUGAAACUCCAUCCGCAGUUAUCACGGGUAUCGUUCUCCUGGUUAGGGAACAUGGGAUCGUCAAAGCCCUACUUCUUCUGGUGGUUCCGGGAUGCAUCGCCUUCUGCAUGAUCGCGAGUGAGUUCACAUUACUCCAGCGCACCAGUGUCGUUACUCUCAGUAUAUGCGGCAUCUUCAAAGAGGUGGUCACCAUCAGCGCCGCAGGAAUUAUUUUCCAUGACGAGCUGUCGAUGGUUAACAUUACCGGGUUGAUCAUCACCAUUAUCAGCAUUGCCAGCUAUAACUACUUGAAGAUUGUCAAAAUGAGACAAGAGGCGAGGGAAAAGUUGAAGAAGAAGGACGAGCAGCUGUAUCGCGAGUUGGAUGACGAAGACGAAGAUGAGUUGGGCAAUACAGCAGCAACCGAUUUUGCUCAACUCGAUGACAACACGAGUGCAGCGCGCAACCCGACUACCAGUUCCGGCUCGGGUUCGAGAGCAGAACCUCCACCGAACAAUGUACCAAUCGCCUCGGCGAAGGGAAAGGAAAAUAUAGAAUAG